AUAGUGCUCCUUUCGAGAGAGAGGGAAAGCAAUGCGGUUUACUCAUUAAUCACGUGUAACUAGGUAUCCGAUAAUUUUGUAAUUUGCAGCAACGACAGCUAGGACUUGAUGAUGCUUUCGGCGCUGACUGCUAAUGCCUAUGCAUGAAAGUCCGUACUCCGUACCUGCGCUCUUCGCGACUCGUCUGCGUAUAGCCACAAAUAUACAGUGUGCGUGAGUCCACUCACCGCUGUAGUUUCAUGGCACAACUCCAGUAGUAUACAUAUUGCCUGUCUUCAACCUUUGACACGAUAAACACGAGGUGCUUUGCUCCUCUUUGCAUCGUCACUAACUAAUCAUUUCUAACGUCAAAUUAAGUUUGGCUGAUUUGGGUUUUCAUGUUUACCAAAUUUUCCUAAACUUAGAACUACUAUUUUUAAGUAAAUUUGAAGAUUUUUUUGCUCUUUCAUUUCUAAAAUGGUAUUUGGAUAUCAUUGUGUUUAAAAACACGAUGUCACAAUAAGUUCACUAAGUUGGUUUGAUAUUACAACUAGUAAUUCUGUACUAGUUUAUUUAAGAAGCAUUAAAGAUUAUGUGCAUCUUGCUCAAUUCUGCAAUGGAAAGUAAAGUUACUAGUAAAACGAGCAGCUUGAAAGCAUUGCUUUUGAGAGCUUGGAGAGAACGAUGGAGCGAUCUUCAAUGGGGGAUAAACAUCAAAACAAUAUUACCAAGAGGAGUAAGCGGUGAUGUUCAUAACUUGGCAGAUUGUAUAUUACAACAAGCACUAGUUGGUCCAGGACCAAAUGAAUUAGUACUUUCAUAUCUGAAGCAUUCACUUUGUUCACAACUUGUAUCCUAUGCUGCAGUAUUACAAAGAAUUAGUAAAUAUGAUUCUUUUCAUAAACUCCACUGUAUUAUUAGUCUGCUUGAUUUUCUUGAUACAAUUCAUUCGGGUAUUACAUGUCGCGGUAAACCUGAAGAAGAUCUCUUAGCUGCUGCCUGUCUUUCAAUUGUUCAUUGGUUAUUGCAAUGCUAUCAUCAUUCUAUUACUAAAACACCUCAAGGCAAUCCAUUAGCGCCACAACCGACAGAGUUAAUGGAAAAAUCAGCACAUCUUUUAAAAGCACUUCUAGCAUCUGAUUUUAUCUGUGCAAUGUUAUAUUCAGCAAAACAUGAUAAUAAAGAUUUGUACAUUGAUAUUCUGAAAAAAUGCCAGGAAAUUGACAAAGAACAAUCGAAAAGUAAUUUAAAAUGUUCCACGUCAAUAGAUGAAUCAUUGAAAAAAUUGGGUAAUUUGGAAAUCGAAAAUAUGAUUUUAAAAUUUUCAAAACCCGAUUCCGAGCCAAUUACUUACUGUUUACAACCUUUACUGGCUGUUCAAAAUUUAAUUAAUCCAAGUACUGAAACCAGUACAUAUAUUAGUCAAUUACAUAUGAUACAAAGACUGAAGAACUACUCUAACUCAAGAUUGUACUGUGAAGUAAUAAGAGCAUGUAUGAUGUGUUUACAUGAUGUAACUGGUACUUUUAAAGAAUCUCAUUGGGGGGGUUUCACAGUUUUGAAAUUACCUCAAAUUUUGAAAGAACUUCAUUCAAGUACCCUUCAUGGUGAAAAUGAAAAUUUCAAAUAUUCACAAGAUGUUAUUGAUGCUUUUGAACUUUUGUUGAAAUAUACACCUUUAUUAGAUAAAAUGGAUAUUAUAUACUCUGGAAAUAGCAUUGAAUUUUUGCUGAAUGAAUUGCAAAAAGUGAAUUUAGUUACUGAAGAACAGGCAAAACAGAUCAGUAGUCGAAGGGAUGGUUUACUUACAUCAUUGCAGAAAUUUGAUUCCCCGAGCAUUGGUUCAUCGAUUGGAACUAUUAUAAUGCGUGCUGAACCUACUCUAGCAGGGUUAUUGAAGACAUUAAAUGCAGAAUAUACUAAAAUUCAAGAUUCUUUACUUAGUUUAUUUUGUCAAGUACUGACUGGUAAUAGUUUUGAGUUGAUGUGUUCUGUAGCUACAGUUGAGGGGAAAAUGAAAACAUUUGUUUCUAGAUUAAUUAAGUGCAAUGAAUGUAGCAAACAAAUCAAUGAAGUUCCUGGUAAAACAGCAACAACCAGAGCAUUGCUAUUUGAAAUUUCAUUUUUAAUGCUGUGUUCUAUUGUUCAAACACAUGGACCCGAGGUAGUUCUCGAAGAAGGCGGAGAUUCUUUUUUUGAGCAAUGGGUUCGUGAAUGUAUGCCAUUGAAAGAAAAACCAAAAUCUCCUUACAAAAUGCUUCAAAAUGUUGAUUCAACCAAAGUUGAUCUUUUAUUGGCUCAGGUUAAUUCAACUGACACAGAUCUUAAAUCAAAUAACAAUAAAUGGCAUGUUUCAUGCCUAGCAGCUAUGGCUGUAGCUAAAGAAUUAUUAUAUGCUUGGGAGAGCAAUGCUAUUAGUGCAGCAGAUGUUAAGCGAGCUUUAAAUGGACUUAGAGCUACUUCUUGCUGCUUACCUGUUUGCGCUACUGCAUGGCUCUGUGCAUACAUGGGUAUAACUCAUCAAGAUGCUUUACUCAAACCCAUGAACAUGGUCCAACAGUUCCUUACUCCAGUUAAUAUUGAUGAAAGACAAGAUAAUUUUAAAGAGAGGUCAAGUCUAAUGUUUCAAAUUAUACGAAAAAUGCAAUAUGAGAUUCACCCUCCAACACAAUCUAAAACUAAAGUACUUUCAGUAUCUCACAGUAUCGUUUCCAAAAAUCCAAUUCUGGAACAACUUCAACAGAUUUGGCAAGGAAUUUAUCAACGUGGUUGGGUUAAUGUUCAAGUUUCUCAAUCACUUGAAUCACUUUUGAAAACUGGUGGUCCUCUAUGGUUUGUGACAAACUUAGUUAAAGAACUAUUUAAAAUCCAGUAUCAAGAAGAACUGGAUCGUUCUUUAGAUUUAAUUUUUUCAAUUUUACACUUAGAUAUUGAAAAUUGUACUUUAGAAUUGAUAAAUCAAGUGUUACCGCAGUACUUAUAUAACUCUUUGCAGGGUCAAAAAUUAGUUGAACCACAAGCAUCAGCUUUAGCAAAACUAUGUGUUUAUUGUAUAUUUUCUGCAUUAGAAUAUAAUAAUAACAAUCCACCACAAGUAAAUAGUCGAAAAAGAGUAAGAGUAGAAGUAGACAAUGAAGACUUGGACAUAGGAAUGCCACCAGCCAAACUUUUAAGACUGAAUGAAGCUACUGAUACAAAGUUAAUUUUUGGUUCUAAUUCUCCUCAAGUACCUGGAGCCAACAAUGGAGGCAAAUCAAUUAUUUUAAGAGAACCACUUCAUACUGCAUUGGAAAAACUAUUUGCUAAUUUUAAUUUCUUAGCUGCAAGAAAUGGAGAAGUUUCCCAACAUACUCAUUUCAUUUUACAAUUUCUUCAAUUAACAGUCCAAUGUGGAAAAGAUAGAGCUUGUAUUGUGCUUCAAAAAAUGCCAGAAACUUUGGUACCAAGUCUUUUAAAAGCACUUCCCGAAUGCUUCACAACAGAUUUAUUGCUUAGAUUGUAUGAUGUUCAGACUAUAAUGGGUCGCAAAGCAAUAGCUCGAGACUUAUGCAUGUUGCGUAAUAUUCAACUUAAGCCUACAAAAUAA
Trichogramma pretiosum is the source of this 3565-nucleotide messenger RNA. It is a transcript of the gene MED24, whose product is annotated as mediator of RNA polymerase II transcription subunit 24. The record is from RefSeq and is a predicted model, not a curated record. NCBI's taxonomy places the organism in Eukaryota, Metazoa, Arthropoda, Insecta, Hymenoptera, Trichogrammatidae. Bases 572 to 3565 code for a protein of 997 amino acids. The transcript has 12 exons. Gene Ontology annotation, cellular component: mediator complex. Gene Ontology annotation, molecular function: transcription coregulator activity.